CCAGCGGCGCGGAGGAUAAAAGAAAAGAGCGGGCGGGAGGGAGAGCCGCUACUGGUUGUGUGGGCGGCGGCUGGAGACUAGGAGCAGGAACGGCGCUGCCAGACCAAGCUGUCCGGACCCCUGUGGUAAGGCAGACGGAGCACUGAAGGCAAAGGCAGGGCGGACGGGUGCAGUGAGGGCAGUUGAGGAGGACCCCGGAGACUGCUGGGAGAUAACGUGGUAUCAGCAGAGGAGUGUCCGGCAGAAGAGACAACCCUCACCCAGCUGAGAAGAUUGUUUAGUCAACCCCAUAAACAAAAGGGAUCAACUACAUUCUAUGUUAGGACAAAUGGACAAGAGCAGUGAGACUCCAGGACGUAUGUUAAGGAGAGAAGGGAAAGUAAAAGCAGCACAGGCUGUGCUUGAUGGUAUCGAUGAACGCGCUACCAGGGAACGUGCUGUGAAGAAAAUUCUUCUCACCGCUGCCAAUUCAUAUGAGAAACCCUCGAAGUUUGGGCAUGCAAAAGAAUGUUUGUGGGGACAACCAGACAAAAGUUAUCAAUCUCCAGGACGUGUGUCAGAGAGGGCAGAGAAGGUAGAUGCAGCACAGACUUUGCAUGAUGUCAUUGACGAACGUGGCACUAGGGAACGUGCAAUAAAGAAAGGUCUUCUCACCAUAGCCAGUUUAUAUGAGUCUGGGCAUGCAAAAGAAUGUUUGUGGGGACAAUUGGAUAAAAGUUGCCAAUCUCCAAGACGUGUGUCAGAGAAAGCAGGGAAAUUACAUGGAGCACGGGCUUUGCAUGGUGCUUUUGAGGAACAUGCAGUCAAAGAGCUUCCUUCAGUAACCAGCUUGUGUGAGAAACUCUCAAAGACCGAAGAUGUGAAUGAAUGUUUGUCGGGACACUUGGACAACAGCUAUGAGUCUCCAGAAAAUGUGCCAGAAAGAGAAGGGAAAGUAGAUGGAGCACAGGCUUUGCAGAACCGUCCUUUUAAGAUUCGUGUUAUCAAGAAACGUGUUGUCGAGAACCGUGUCAUCAAGAACUGUGUUAUCAGGAAACGUGUUAUCAAGAAAUAUGUUAUCAAUGAAGAUCUUCCCCCAGUGUCCAGCUUGUGUGAGAAACUCUCAAAGUCUGAAGAUGUGAAAGAAUGUUUGUCUGUAAAAAUGGACGAUAACUAUGAGCCUUCAGAAUGUGUGUCAGAUAGAGAAGGGAAAGCAGAUGGAGCACAGGCUUUGCAUGGUGCUACCAAGGAACAUGUUCCUAGAGAAGACCUUCCCUCAGUAAACAACUUGCAUGAGAAACACUCAAAGUCUGGACAUGCAGAAGAAUCUUUGUCGGGAAAAAUGGGCCAUAGCUGUGAAUCUCCGGAACGCUGGUCAGUUAGAGAAGGGAAAGUACGGGGAGACCAGUCUUUGCAUGCUGCUACCAAGGAACAUUUUACCAGAGAUCUUCCCUCAGUAACCAGCUUGCAUGAGAAACACUCAAAGUCUGGACAUGCAGAAGACUGUUUGGAGGGAAAAAUGGACAAUAACUGCGAGUCUCCGGAACGCAUGUCAGAUAGAGAAGGGAAAGUACGGGGAGACCAGGCUUUGCUUGGUGCGAUCAGGAAACGUGUUACCAAGGAAAGUCUUCCCUCAGCAUCCAGCUUGCGUGAGAAGCUCUCAAAGUCUGACAUUAUGAAAGUAUUUUUGUCUGGAAAAAUAGACAAUAGCUAUGUGCUUCCGGAACGCUUGUCAGAUAGAGAAGGGAAAGUACAGGGAGACCAGACUUUGCAUGGUGCUACCAAGGGACAUGAUCACAGAGAAGGUCUUCCCUCAGUAUCUAACUUGCAUCAGAAACACUCAAAGUCUGGACAUGCCAAAGAAUGUCUGUGUGGACAACCGGACAGAAACGAGAGAGAAGAGAAAGUAGAUGGAGCACAGGCUUUGCGUGGUGCUAUCAGUAAAGUUGUUACCAAGGAAGUUUUUCCCUCAGUAUCCAGCUUGCAUGAGAAAUUCUCAAAGUCUGACAAAGUGAAAGAGUAUACGUGGGGACACGUGGAUGAAAGCUGUGACGCUCCAGAUCAUGCAUCAGAGAGAGAAGGGAACGUACGUGGAGACCAGGCUUUGCAUGGUGCUAUCAGGAAACGUGUCACCAAGGAAGGUCUUCCCUCAGCAGCCAGCUUGCACGAGACACCCUUGGAGCCUGGAAAUAAAACAUCAUAUCUGCCUGAUACGCCGCAGCUUCUGGAUAUGAUAAAUAAGGCUCAAAUCCAAUAUUGUGAGUGUAGUAAACACCACCCGGGCGUUACUGUAUCGGGUGACAGCCAGGAAGUCAUGAUCACUCUGCAGAGAGACCCUCCAGAUGUAUCCAGCAAGAUACUUACGGUUCUUUGUCUGUUGGUGUGCUUAGCUGUGUUAUUAUUUAUACGUUUCCAGUUUCUAUUAUGUCCAUACCUGGAUCCAGACUAACAGGGGGAUAAUAUUGUGUUACAUUGUUAUGUAAAUCAACAAUUCAGUUUGUCUUGUUUAAUAACAAUAAAAUUGUAUAGUAUAGAGAA
Pseudophryne corroboree (corroboree frog) is the source of this 2517-nucleotide messenger RNA. RefSeq lists its product as uncharacterized. Lineage: Eukaryota; Metazoa; Chordata; Amphibia; Anura; Myobatrachidae. The coding region runs from base 317 to 2428 and encodes 703 amino acids. The record is from RefSeq and is a predicted model, not a curated record. The transcript is spliced from 11 exons.